ACUCCGACGCCCCGCAUACACCAUGGUCGCGCCCACGCUCAUCUCCGUCGACGUCUCGAAGCCCGCUUGGGAGCAGGAUCCCGAAAAGCCGCUCCACAACCGCUGGCACCCGGAUAUUCCGGCCGUCGCCUCGGUGAAAGAAGGCGAGGUCUUCAAGGUCGAAUGCAUCGACUGGACGGGGGGCCAGAUCAAGAACGACGACAGCGCGGACGACGUGAAGGGCGUCGAUCUCAGUCAAGUCCACUACCUCUCGGGCCCCAUCGCCGUCGAGACGGCAGAGCCCGGCGAUCUGCUCAAGGUCGAGAUCCUCGACCUCGGCGCGCUCGAGACCUGGGGCUUCACGGGCACGUUCCACAAGGACAACGGCGGCGGCUUCCUCACGGACCACUACCCCGAGGCGACGAAGGCGUGCUGGGACUUCGAGGGCGUCUACUGCAAGUCGCGCCACAUCCCCGGCGUCAAGUUCGCGGGGCUCAUCCACCCGGGGCUCAUCGGCACGGCGCCGUCGAAGGAGCUCCUCGACAUGUGGAACGCGCGCGAGAAGCAGCUCCAGGACGAGCUCGGCACGGGCAAGCAGAAGACGCUGUGCUCGUGCCUCGCGACGCGGCCCCUCGCGUGCCUGCCCGAGCCCGCGGGCGCGCUCCUCGGCAAGCUCGGCCACUUCAAGCACGGCGCGAAGCACGCGUCCUGGGCCGCCGUCGCCGCCGAGGCCGCGCGGACCGUGCCCGGCCGCGAGAACGGCGGCAACUGCGACAUCAAGAACCUGAGCCGCGGCUGCGCGGUCUACUUCCCCGUCUUCGUGCCCGGCGCGAACCUGUCCAUGGGCGACAUGCACUUCUCCCAGGGCGACGGCGAGGUGAGCUUCUGCGGCGCCAUCGAGAUGUCGGGGUGGCUUGAGCUCAAGUGCACGGUCAUCAAGGGCGGCAUGAAGCUGCUGCCGGCCGUCGGCCCGAGCCCGCUGAGCGUGAACCCGCUCUUCGAGAUCGGCCCCCUCGAGCCGCGCUACUCCGAGUACCUCGUCUUCGAGGGCAUCUGCGUCGACGAGCGCGGCGAGCAGCACUUCCUCGACGCGACGCUCGCGUACAAGCGCGCGGUGCUCAACUGCAUCAAGUACCUCGCCCAGUUCGGCUACACGGAGGAGCAGAUCUACCUGCUCCUGAGCUGCUGCCCCUGCGAGGGGCGGCUCUCGGGCAUCGUCGACGUGCCCAACGCCGUCGCGACGCUCGCCGUUCCCCUCGCGAUCUUCGACCGCGACGUCCGGCCCUCGGGCACGGCGCUCGAGAUGCUCGCCGCGGGCGUCCGCGUCGAGACGACGCAGGCCAAGGAGUCCGACGUCACCGCGGCGGCGAUCCCCUACGACGCCAAGCUCGACCGCUGCGUGCCCUGCGCGCCCUAGAGCCCGAGAGUCGCGGCGGCCGCGCUCGAGAAGCCCCGUCCCCCGCUCGACACCCACGGCGGCCGCGCUCGAGAAGUCCCGCCCCCCGCUCGACACCCACCCAAGCACCCUACCCGCGGGGGGCGUGCACAUACCCCGCAUGUCGAUAGAAUCCAAUGGUAAAGCCUGAUCAUAUC
Messenger RNA from Aureococcus anophagefferens, 1572 nucleotides. RefSeq lists its product as hypothetical. The transcript has 2 exons. The record is from RefSeq and is a predicted model, not a curated record. NCBI's taxonomy places the organism in Eukaryota, Pelagophyceae, Pelagomonadales, Pelagomonadaceae. Gene Ontology annotation, molecular function: hydrolase activity, acting on carbon-nitrogen (but not peptide) bonds, in linear amides. Bases 23 to 1396 code for a protein of 457 amino acids.